UCUACAUCAUUUUGUCUCAAUCAAACCAUGUAAUAAAAGCUAGUGUCAUAUCAUAUUUUAUUACUAAUACAUCACGGAGGUGUAUAUUGUUUUAUUGUUCGAGGGUGAAUUCGCGAGUCCUUCGACACGUGCGCGAGCGUGGGCGCGUGAGAGCGCGGCGCCGCGUCGGUGAUUCCUCCUUUCGGACCGGCGUUUCGACGCGCCUUCAGUCGCGUUCCGCGCGUCAUACAAGCGAGUGUGUCUUUACUCGCAUUCUGUCCGUUGCUGGAGCAUUUUUACCCUUUACCCAUCCGAGCGAUAUGUGACGAAAUGCAAGUUUGAGAAACUGAAAAACAAAAUAAAACGCAUAAAACUAACUGCGUAAUCAUCAGCAGAUAAACUUGCGGCUCACUUGGACGAUCAUUGGAUGCAUUCUUCAUGCAGAAGGAAACAAACUGUUUUCUUAAGAACUCAAUAUCAGUGAACGCAAUCAUAAACAAGUGAUAUUCAAUUUCGUACUGUUUGAGAGACCAUAAUUCUCGUCUAACCAGCACGCGCAUUAUGUGCAACAAUGAUAUCCGUACGGGAACAUACUCGUAUUUCUUCCUGUUUCGAACAUGCUUGGACUGAAUUGUUCAAUUACUCUUUCAAAUAUUCCUAGCACAACGAGUGAGUCACGGAAGAUCAGAAACAAGAUAUCAUGGACCUUCCUGCACUCUGCUAAAUACUUCGUGUCGCAGGAUAACUAACAGAAGUCAAACUCAAGUCAUCGCGAGAGUUGUCUCCUCAAACACGAGAUCGGCCAACAUUCAACCGACGACAUGACUCUUUCACGAGAAGUUCGUGGAGCAAAAACCUGAGCGGCGGAUCGUGGAUAUUGUCGAUUGGAACGAUCAUGUCCGGGGACGCGAACCGAGCGCGGACCGACGACUGGAAUCUGACGGCCGGUUUCGAUCUGGAACGCGUCGAAGAAUUAAGGAACGUCACCGACGAGCUCUACCCCAUACCGGAUUACAUCAACGUCACAUCGCUACCAGAUGUCAAUACGACGGAGGAGAUUGACUCGUUUUACUUCUACGAGACGGAGCAAUUUGCGGUACUAUGGCUACUAUUUGCAGUGAUAGUCGCCGGUAAUACUGCAGUUCUCGCCGGACUUCUGCUGGGAAAACGUAGAAAAUCUCGAAUGAAUUUCUUCAUCAUGCAACUGGCUUUUGUCGAUCUACUGGUUGGCCUAAUAUCCGUGUUAACGGAUAUAAUCUGGAGAACGACUGUUGCGUGGUAUGCGGGUAAUAUAGCUUGCAAACUGAUAAGGUUUAUGCAGGCUGUAGUAACCUAUAGCUCGACCUACGUCCUUGUGGCUCUAUCAAUCGACAGAUAUGACGCCAUUACCCGUCCGAUGAACUUCUCCGGCAGCUGGUGGAGAGCUCGAGCUUUGGUGAUUACAGCUUGGGCGCUAUCAGCAUUGUUCAGCAUGCCGAUCGUAUUCCUGUACGAAGAGAAACAAAUACAGGAUACGCCGCAGUGCUGGAUCGAUUUAGAUCCGACUCAAUGGAAGAUCUACAUGAGCCUGGUGAGUUUUAGCCUCUUUAUAGCACCCACACUGAUAAUAGGAGGCUGUUACACGGUCAUCGUAGUCACGAUAUGGUCGCAAGGAGCAGCGCUACGUCAGGGACCUACUAGAGAUACUAGGAGGGCGUCUUCAAGGGGUCUCAUUCCCAAGGCGAAAAUCAAGACCGUAAAAAUGACCUUCGUCAUAGUAUUCGUAUUUAUCCUUUGUUGGAGUCCAUACAUAGUCUUCGACCUUCUUCAAGUUUAUGGACACAUACGAAAGACUCAAACAAAUAUUGCAGUCGCUACCUUUAUACAAAGUUUGACACCGCUCAAUUCGGCCGCUAAUCCAAUCAUCUACUGCCUUUUUAGUACUCCUUUCUGCAAAACCGUACGGAACAUGCAGGCAAUCUCCUGGAUUUCGGGUUGGUGCCCGGCAAAUUCGCAACACUGCUUCGGUACUGGGGCGACAACCAGCAGUACGAGGACGACUGUGACGACAUCCUUGACGGCCCAUUCCUCUCGCAGAAGCGGACACUUUACUAUGUUGCAUUCUACGUCGCGAAAACGUGUUAUGGUCUCCCUAGUUUAAAAAUCGUGAUUUUUUAAAAUUCAAGUCUACACGUUUCUUCGUAGAUUGAUAUCCUAGGUCGAUAUUCGGAACAGACUUAGUGUAACUAACUCGCUUAUAGUAACUUGCUAAUAAUUGAAUCAAUUAUUACUUAAAAAAACGCAAGUUUCUU
This is a messenger RNA of Acromyrmex echinatior (Panamanian leafcutter ant), 2270 nucleotides long. RefSeq names its product Crustacean cardioactive peptide receptor (gene CCAP-R). Gene Ontology annotation, cellular component: plasma membrane. Gene Ontology annotation, molecular function: vasopressin receptor activity; neuropeptide receptor activity. The record is from RefSeq and is a predicted model, not a curated record. Gene Ontology annotation, biological process: neuropeptide signaling pathway. Lineage: Eukaryota; Metazoa; Arthropoda; Insecta; Hymenoptera; Formicidae.